AUGGAUAUGGCAACGCAUAUUACUAAGACCUGUGGUAGAGCAUUCUUUUAUCUGUAUAAUAUCCGACACAUACGAAAAUACGUUAUUAGUGAAUGUACUGAGAAACUGAUUCAUGCAUUUAACAUAACCAGUAGGUUAGACUAUUGCAACAGUCUUCUCCAUGGAGUUACCGACCAUCACAUGCAAAAACUCCAACGUGAUAUGAAUGCCAGUGCGCGAUUAAUCUUCUGCGCACCUAAACACUGUCAUAUUACACCGCUCCUUCAACAACUUCACUGGUUGCCUAUCCGCCUACGUAUCGAGUUUAAAAUCCUUUUGAUCACCUUUAAAGUGCUCCAAGACUCAGCUCCUAAAUAUCUGAUUGAUUUAAUUUCUGUUUUACCGCCAUCCCAUUAUGAUUUACGGCGAAAUAACGAGGGAAUUCUUCUGAGCACCCCAAAGCCUUUCACAAAAGUUACCAUGGGGGAUCGAUCCUCCAUGGCGGCAGCGCUACGGCUUUGA
Molecule: messenger RNA, 501 nt
Organism: Porites evermanni
Lineage: Eukaryota; Metazoa; Cnidaria; Anthozoa; Scleractinia; Poritidae
Source: the annotation of a GenBank genome assembly